Messenger RNA from Glycine soja, 1015 nucleotides. RefSeq names its product fasciclin-like arabinogalactan protein 3. The coding region runs from base 83 to 976 and encodes 297 amino acids. The record is from RefSeq and is a predicted model, not a curated record. Gene Ontology annotation, cellular component: plasma membrane. The transcript is spliced from 2 exons. NCBI's taxonomy places the organism in Eukaryota, Viridiplantae, Streptophyta, Magnoliopsida, Fabales, Fabaceae.
GCUUGGUUUCGGAAAAAAAAAACGUAAAAGAAACAAAAAAAAAAACCCCUAGAAGCGAAGAAGCUGAAAAAAGGCUCCAAAGAUGGAUUUCAAAAACUCUUCUCUUCUAUGCCUAGCUCUUUUCCUUGCAUGCUCUUCGGCUAUUCGUGCAUUUGACAUCACACAAUUGCUAGGUCAAUAUCCAGAGUUUUCCACAUUCAACAAAUACCUAACCGAAACCAAGCUUGCAGACCAAAUAAACAGCCGCAACACCAUCACUGUCCUCGCCGUUGAAGACUCAGCCAUGCAUUCCAUUGCUGCCAAGUCCCCAGAAGCCAUUAAGGCCAUCAUUGGCACCCAUGUCAUCCUUGACUUCUUUGAUGAGAAGAAGCUCAUGGAAGCUCAAGCUAGUAGCCAACAGUUGACAACCCUAUUCCAGGCUUCAGGCCUUGCUGUGAACCAACAAGGCUUCCUCAAGGUUGCACUUGUUGGUGAAGGCGAGAUCGCCUUCGGGUCGGCUGCGAGCGAUGCCCCAGCCGACGCCACCGAGCUCGUCAGGACCGUCACCAGUGAGCCCUACAAUAUCUCCAUUCUCCAAGUCACCAAGCCUAUCCUAGCCCCAGGUGUUGAUUCACCAACCCCAGCCUCAUCAUCUGGUGCCCAACCCUCACAAGGAGCCAAGGCCCCCAUUGCAGCACAAAGUGCCAAGGCACCCGUUCAGGCACAGGUUGCAAAGUCUCCUGUGCCAGCUCAGAGUGCCAAGGCACCAACUCCUUUGGAGAAUGCGGCCUCGCCUUCACCUGCUAGUGAAAGCGUUGCCGAGUCUCCAGAGGUUGCUGCUGAAGCCCCAGCAACAAGCCCAGUUGGGGCUGAGGCUCCAGGUCCCUUGGCUGAUGAUGUUGCUCCGGCAGAUGUUACUGCUAGCAGUGCUUCGACCACGAAGAUGGGUUUGGUUAUGGCAGUGAUGGCCUUUGCUUCCCUCUUCAUUGUUCUGUAAAGUGAUUCGUAAAUUGCUAUUGAAAAUAUUUGUAUGACA